CGAAAGGACAUCGGUCAUUUACUGUUGAACAAAGAAAGGCUGCUCACGACGUACACCUGUCUGAACCAAGAGGGCCUGAUGGCAGUGGCUCAGGUGAGGCACUCAGACAUGAAACAUCAAAAGAAGCAGGUUAAUCAAUAGAAAAGAAGUCCAUAUUCCCUCCUCACUUUUUGUCCCAGAGUAAGGAGAAAACCUGUCAAAAUGUUUUAAUAAGGCAACACAGGCAAACACAGUUAUAGAUGUCAGAACAUUACACUUCCAGACAUUCUUUUGCAAGGGACCUUCUAACAUGCAAAUCUAAAGGGCAACAUUUCACACUAGAGCUGCUACUACCUGCUGCUGUAUAGUUAUAUAAGUCAACCUGUGGGUUUUACUGAGAGACCGCUUUAUUUAUAUUGUUUUGUCUUUUUCUCAUUCUGUUAAUGGACAAAUCUCACCAUCAUUAAAAUACUUACAGCAUACUUCAACAGACUGAAACCAUUCUAUGUCUAAUGAUAAAUAUCUACUGAUUUAUUUCCAACUGGCAUACAUUUAUUAAAUUUUGCACUGUUUCAAUGUUUAGUCAUACAUAGUGGCCAAUGCAGCCACUUUUCAAAUAAAUUUAAGACUCAUACUUAGCAGUUUCAUACACUGUGUUAUUUAAUCUUCACUCAAAUAAAUCACUCAUGUCAUCAACAACUGCAGUAGGACAAACGUUCAACAGGUGGCACCAUUCAGCAAUUUAGGUUUGUCAGAAAAGACCAGUAAGCAACUCUGCCACUGACAAAAGCUCCAAGACAGAGCCGUUUCUAAUCUCAUACAGCUGAAAUGAAAAACAAAAGAAACAAUGAGACCUAUUUGGAAUCUGGAGUGAUGUUUAUGUGGCAGAGAGGCAACUUCUUCCAUGCAAAUAUCAGCUUCAGCAGCCUUUCAACACUGCACAUUCUGCUUUGCCUGUGUGUCUUGCCCUGACUUGAUUUACACAGCAGCAAAGUUGUACAAUCCUCUCCCUGGAAAGUACGGAGAAUUUAUCACAUCUUUUGAUUCAUAUGGAGAAAAGCAUGUUAUGUUGCACUGAGUUGGAGAGAAAUCUCUUCCAAUAAUUGUAUUAAAACAUGAAAUUAAAGGCGGUGCAGGUGCCUUCACGGAGCACAUUGAGGUGGAAUGAAGAUAUAAAAGCUGGGAGAGUCAGAAAUAGAGUCUCAGAACAAAGAUUGCAAUUCAUGUCCUGUCUGUUAGCUUUUUACAAUUAGCCAACACUUACCACACCUGUUGGGGAUUAGGAAGUAUUGCAUCGCUGAUGAAUGUAAAGGUUUAGAUAACAAGGCCAGAGGUCUCAGACUGUUAUUUCUUUGGCGUAAUUUCACACAUGGAUGAUGAGCUCAAGACUUUUAUGUAACAGACUAUGUCAACAUAUUGGCUCAGUGCUGAGAAGGGUUUUCUCUGGGUCAUGCAGACAACUGUACUGUAUUGACCUGGAAUGGCCUCAGAGUACCCAAAUACCCCUAAAAGAUUUGGAUCAAUAUGUGCAGGGGUCAAAUAACUGAGUCAUGAUGUUAGACCUAAGUCCGAGUCAUGACAAAUGAUGAUGGUGAUGACAAAUUUAAUUUCCAGAAAAUCUCCUUACAGAAAUAGUUUGAGUCUGAAAUUGACUUUAAACACAAGGAGUUUAAGCUUUUUAGCUCAGUUUGUGAUUUUGAUUGGUUUUUCAGGUUGUUCAAGAUGCUUCAAAGGUGGGCCUGAGUUUGAAAGGCAACAACACAACGGACGGCUUCUGGAAAUUCACCAGCUCAGCUGUGUUUGCUGCCACUGUGGUCACAACUAUAGUUUUGCAGGUUAUGGGAACAUGAGUCCCAGCUCUACAGCUGGACAGAUCUUCUGUGUGUUCUUCGCACUAUUUGGCAUCCCACUCAACAUGGUAGUGCUCAACAGGGUGGGCAAAUACAUGCUUGCUAUAGAGAGGAACAUCUCUGACUUCCUACAUGGGAAGACUGGACGAAGGCGGUGUACCCGCUUCUUCGUCCAUCUGGUGUCUUACCUGACUGGAGUAGUUCUCUUCUUCAUUGCGCCCAUGAUUGUAUUCCAAAUGCAUGAGGGCUGGACCUACUCUCAGACCAUCUACUACUGCUUCAUCACCCUCAGCACCAUUGGCUUUGGAGACUUUGUGGCAGACAGCAAUCCAGACAGAGUAUACCCAGAGUGGUACAGCGUCCUCAUGGCCUCCUGGAUCUUCUUCGGGCUGGCCUGGCUGGCCCUCAUUAUCAACCACUCCAUCGACAUCCUGGAGCGGCUCAACACCCACUUCAAACUGCGGUGGAGUAGACAAAAGGAGGAGGAAAAGCCUGGCAGUGCAGAGUCUGACAACCCUGAAACACAGGUGGAGGAGGAUGAGAUAAAGAAGCCCCCAAUAACUCAGUAAACUACAAAAUAAGCCAAAGAUUGACCUAGUUAUAGAUGUUAUCUGUCUGUAGAGCGGGACCUGUAAAACAGGCGUAAAUGAUGGAAUAUGGCAAAGCCAUGGCGAGAUGUGUGCACGUGUGUGUGUAAUAAGACUGUAAAUGUUGAGAGGCUGUGAUGAUUUAAUGUUUCCAAGCAAUGGUUUGUGAUUUUAAUCCCUCUCUCCUUGCAUGUCACUAAAAAUAUUGACUCGUUUUUGUUGAGUCAUGUUUGUUUGACAGUGUGCAAUAUCCACAUGCUGUUUAGUAGAUUUCCCAAACUGUAAACAAGUGACUUCAUUCCAGUACUUGUUAUUCUACCUGGUAAAAGAAGGCCUUUGAGAUUAAAAUCUAGAGAGGGAUGCUGGGUCAACACUUACUUUGCCCCAUGUAUCAUGUAUCUGUCCAUGGGUUAGUGAGCGGUCAAUGGAAAAUUUCUGUCUGUCAGUCUGUCAGUCGCUCUUUGACCUCUGAGUGUUGUUACCUGACCACAAAUCAAGUCAUUCACCAACUCAGUGGCAUUUUGCAACUGACCGUCUGAGCAGCAAAAUGACACAUACAUCAGGUGUUUUUGAAUUACUGUUGAUAUCUGUACUCAAAACCACAGUAAAUAAAAAAUACAUGUAAAUAAUGUGAAUUAUUUUGCAUUAUAUACAUACUUAAAUGACACUUUGCAUUGCCACCAUACAGAGCAUUGUUAAGGCUUUUAUUGAUUAUCAACAAUCAAUCAACUUUCUUUCUAGUCAAUAUUUCAUUUUGCUUUGAAGUUUAUGUAAUUAAGAAAUGCUCAAUUUCUGUGUGGAUCUUGAAUAUCUCCUGUACAUCCAUGUAAAUGUAAUUAGUUUACGUUUUUCACUUCACAUUUAUGUCCUACAUUAUGAAGAGUUUCUAGUAGCACUUGUACCACUUAUCAAUGCUGAAAUUAGCCCUGCAUCCACUAGAUGGUGUAACUGCACUACAAAAAUGAACCAAACCAAACUCAAAGCAGCAAAUACAAGCUGUAUACUCAAUAUUGUUGUGAUUAUAUAAAAUUAUUAUAUACAUUGAACACAGUCCUUGCAGUCAAUGUAAUUCCUACUCUUCGGAGAACAAUAUUAUGUCCAAUUCAAAUUGCAAUGUGUGAAAAUACAAACAAACUCAAAGCCAAUCUUUUGCUUUAAUGCAAUGUCUGUCCGAUGUCAUUUCUUGUACUUUUUGCAUGUUUAAAUAAAUGUGUACAGUAAUAA
Molecule: messenger RNA, 3640 nt
Organism: Thunnus maccoyii (southern bluefin tuna)
Lineage: Eukaryota; Metazoa; Chordata; Actinopteri; Scombriformes; Scombridae
Gene: kcnk17
Product: potassium channel, subfamily K, member 17
Exons: 4
Coding region: 1562-2398 (278 amino acids)
Biological process (GO): stabilization of membrane potential; potassium ion transmembrane transport
Cellular component (GO): membrane
Molecular function (GO): potassium ion leak channel activity
Source: RefSeq, a predicted model, not a curated record